UUGGGGCGGAACGGCCUGGAAAUAGAAGCCUAUGGCACAGAGAUUACUUGUCUUCCAGAAUAAUAGCUCCUUUUCUCAAACUUCUAUUCUGCUUCCUCAGAUAGCUCCUGCUCAGAAGUUCUGUGUUUAUGGAUCUAUGUGAAUCUAUCUAGGCAGCAACCCUUCUGACUUAUUCCAAAGGCCUUAUAAGGUUCUCUGCUGUUAUACAACAAUGUGGCUAACAUGUCUGGUGUCGUUGGCCCUUCUGAACACAAUAACCUCAGCUUCCACCGCGGCUUCAGCAGAUAAAGUUCUCAGUAACCACGCCGCCAUCCUGGCUGACAGCAGCGCAGAUUUAGCUCUCAGCCUCUACCUGAACAUGGCAAAGGGAAAAGGCGUAGAGAACAUCCUCAUUUCCCCUGUGGUAGUGGCCUCCUCCCUGGGUCUGGUGGCUCUUGGGUGGAAGGGCUCCACCACCUCAGAGGUAAAAAAAAUCCUGAAUGCAGCUAAACUUCAGGACGAACAGCUUCACGCUGGUUUUGAGGAGCUCCUCAGUGAACUGAGUGACCCAAAAUCUCGUAAUGUCACUUGGAAAAUCGGUAGCCGGCUUUAUGGGCCUAGCUCUGUAACCUUUGUAGAUCACUUUGUGAAGAGCAGUAAGAAGCAUUACAGAUGUGAUCAUUCCAAGAUUAACUUCAGAGAUAAAAAGAACGCGGUUAAGUCGAUCAACGAGUGGGCCGCCAAGUCCACCAACGGCAAGCUGCCUGAAGUCACCAAGGAUGUGGAAAACAUGGACGGGGCAAUGAUCAUCAAUGCUAUGUAUUUCAAACCUCACUGGGACGAGCAGUUUCACCCGACGAUGGUGGACAACCGAGGGUUUCUGGUGUCCAGUAGCUACACAGUGUCAUUACAGAUGAUGCAUCGCACAGGUCUUUUUGACUUCUACGAUGACACCACCAAUAAAGUGUCUCUUCUUAGCAUGCCUUUGGCUCAUAAGAUGUCCACAAUGGUGCUGAUCAUGCCCUACCAUGUGGAGCCCCUGCAGAGACUAGAGAAGAUGCUGAACAAAAAGCAGCUGGACACCUGGAUGGGGAAGAUGAAGCAGACAGUGGUGGCUGUUUCUCUGCCCAAAGUCAGCAUGGAAGUUAGUCACAACCUGCAGAAGCAGCUUCAGGAGCUGGGCCUCACCGAGGCUGUGAACAGAUCAAAAGCAGAUCUCUCUAACAUCUCUGGGAAGAAGGAUCUGUACCUGUCUGCUGUGCUCCAUGCUGCUGCUUUGGAAUGGGACACUCAUGGAAAUGAAAUUGAUACCAGCAUCUUUGGAUCAGACAAACUAAAAAACCCUAAGCUCUUCUAUGCCGACCAUCCUUUUAUUUUCUUUGUCAAGGACAAAAAGACUAAUUCAGUCCUGUUCAUUGGCCGAGUGGUGAGGCCAAAAGGAGAAAAAAUGAGAGAUGAGUUAUAGAUGAUCAGAUGAGUCAUUCCGGAUAUUCUGGGUAUUUCUAAGUUCUUAUAAUUGGUAUAAUUAGGACAGAAUUCCAAGCAUUCCAAAACAGAAAGGAUUUGUUUUAAAGUAUUUUGCUAAAUGAGUUUUUAACUUGAUACAUCAUAAGACAUUAAAUAGGUGGAUAUACUGAACUAUGGAAGGAAAACAUCAAAAUACAAAAAUAAUAUAAUUGUGAUGUUUUUAUAUGUUUGUGUGAACAACAAAGGUUUCUUUUUCACUUCUAGGCACCUUGCUCAAAUUUGCUAAAGAAAAAGCUGCCCAAACUUUUUUUUUUCUUUGUACUGUUGGAGUUUUUUUUUUUUUUUAUUCAGG
Cyprinodon tularosa is the source of this 1798-nucleotide messenger RNA. Its product is annotated as serpin H1-like. Gene Ontology annotation, cellular component: endoplasmic reticulum. Lineage: Eukaryota; Metazoa; Chordata; Actinopteri; Cyprinodontiformes; Cyprinodontidae. The record is from RefSeq and is a predicted model, not a curated record. Gene Ontology annotation, molecular function: serine-type endopeptidase inhibitor activity. Gene Ontology annotation, biological process: negative regulation of endopeptidase activity; collagen fibril organization. The transcript is spliced from 5 exons. The coding region runs from base 212 to 1444 and encodes 410 amino acids.